Molecule: messenger RNA, 2917 nt
Organism: Pristis pectinata (smalltooth sawfish)
Lineage: Eukaryota; Metazoa; Chordata; Chondrichthyes; Rhinopristiformes; Pristidae
Gene: cdca4
Product: cell division cycle associated 4
Exons: 2
Coding region: 135-983 (282 amino acids)
Cellular component (GO): nucleus
Molecular function (GO): transcription regulator activity
Source: RefSeq, a predicted model, not a curated record
GUCAAUCAGAGGGCAUCGCUUCCUGCCGCGGCGGCUCGGAUUGUGGUUCGUUUCCAUCAUUUUCAGGUUUGAAAUCUCACCCGCCCUGUGGACUCCCAUUCAUUUUGUAUGCCCGAGGUUUUAUAUAUUAUUAGAUGCAGGUCAACAUGUUGGCAAAAGGGAUAAAACGAAAAUUUUCUGAAGAACAAGUUCUGGAUGCGUGUCUUGAUCCUGUUGGCAGCAAUGUUAGUUUGCCGUAUAACUUGCAACGUCAGUCACUUCUAAAUAUCUCAUUGUUCAAACUUCAGCUGUGCAAAAUGCUGGUGGAACCAAACCUUUGUCGCUCAGUGCUUAUAGCCAACACAGUGCGACAGAUCCAGGAGGAAAUGAUACAAGAUUGCAGCUGGCAGGGACAAACGGCUUUCACAGGAAGUGAUCUAUACGUAGGUCAUACUUCCUCAGAUAGUCUAAUUGCCACAGAUUUCUUAUGUACUCCAACAAAAGAGCUACAUGUGGAAAGUUCCACUGCCUCCGCAAGUAAUACCAGCAUUGUUACUAAAAGCAAGGUAAACUGCUCAUCUUGUGAGAAUAUUACUUGUUCUGCAGCUGCUGCUUCUGUUAAAGACACCAGUACUGUAAAAGAUCUGAUUCAAGUGCAUUUUGAAAAUGAUCUGAAUAUGUUGGAAUCUGAGGACCAGCAAGUGGAUCUGAAGGAGUGUCCAAAGCCCUUGGAUCAAGUAUUCGGGAGUUUUGAGAUUGCAAAUUACUCCAGCUCUCUCACAGACAUGACAAUAGAUGAUUUGUUUGCGGAUAUUGAUACUUCCUGGCAUGAGCUUGACUCAGUUAUGUCUGGGUUGAUGACCAGUCCAAAAACGACACCAGUCAUAUUUGAAUUACUAAAUGGCUUGCCAUCACACACAUCAACACCCAUAAAUUCUGCCCAAAACUGUAAAACAGAUUUAACUGAGCUUGAUCACAUCAUGGAGAUUAUUGUUGGGUCCUAAGCUUACGAAUUUUCUUCAUUUUUAAGAUACUUGUAAAUCACCUGAUUUUUGAUUUGUAUCUCUCUUGUAAAGUUUUCUGACCAGUUUUUAAUAAGGACAAUGUCACUACCAGUGCUCAGAUAAUGCCUUUUGCUUGCAGUGCUUUCAUUGUGUUCAUUCUUCUAUUUGUCAGAAUUGUUAAAACUAAAAUGGUACAUAUUUUGAUACACCAUUAAAUAUAUAUUUUAAUACAAAUUAGCUUUUUCACAGUUUCAAAAGUUCCCUGUUUGGAAUUUUUACUUCUCAUAGUUUAAAAUAAUAUCUUGUUUUGUAUCUGAACAAUGUGAUUCAAAGAAGUUUUAUGAAAUGUCUUCCUUAGCUGUGCCAAGUAAAGAUCACACCUUCUGUUUAAAUAAAACUCUUGCAUUUUCAGAAUUACCACACAAAUGGAACCCUUUCAAUUCUACAUGGUAAUUAAGAAAAAAUAUAAAAAGGGAAUUGUCACUAUAAAAUAUAGGGAAAAUAUACUUGCAUUGCUGUCUUACUAGCACAAAGUUCUUAAUUAUAAUCUUUGAAUUCAUUGUAUUAAUAGUUGUAUGCGCUAUAAUGGUAUUGAAUUGUUUCCUUGCUAGAUUCUCUGUGGACUUGACAUGAAAAUGUUCCACUUUGUUCUGUGUAAUCGCAACAGUACUGUGAAUCUGGGCACAGAAGACCACGCUGACUAAAGAUUGAAAAUUGUGAAAAUUUAAAGGUUUAUUCUGAAUAUUUUUUUAAAAAAUGCAGCGCUUAUGAUUUAUACUUUAUGGUGCAUAUUAUUUCAAAUUAAGCCACUUCUUGCAUUUAUAAAAGCCAUAUUUUCUGAUGGUUGGAUAGUUAGCACAAGCUGAAUUCUAAUUGGGACUGUUGAUCUAAGUUAUUAAAAGCGUUAUUUAUUUAUUUAAGUGAAUAUGAUACAUUUGUGAAAUUUUGGGUUGCAGCACACAACGGAUUAUAAUUAUGAAUCCUGAUUUGAAAGGCAAUUUUUUAUUUCAGUUUGUAAGCAUUGUAGGAGCUAUUUAAAAAAAAAUCAGAAUUCUUUUCAAGCAGUAUUAUAUAGAGUUGCUCUCUUUAAAUAAAAGCAUUAGAAACAUGUUCAGUAUAUUAAUAGCUGUAACUACUAACUUGUAAGUCCCAGAAAAAAAAUAUUAGGUUAGGUUUUAUUAAACAUGUUAAAGUUAAUCUAUUUUGUAUUAUUCAUUAAUAAAGAACAUUUUAUUAGUCUUUAAGCAAUAACAUAGAGCCUGAAACAUUAAUGUACACUUUUGACAUUUGUAAUUGUAUGCUAGAUUUUUUACUGAAUUAUAUAUGUUAAAUAAAAAGAUUACAUCUAUUUUUGAAUAAUUAUUUACUAUAUUAAUUAUACUUGCAAGCUUCGAAAGUGUUUUUCCUUCAUCCUAUAAAUCAAACUUUUUUUGUUUUGAAUUGUGUAUUCUAAGAUUAGCAAGGUUAAUAUUAUAGAAAUAGCACAUUUUUCCUGACUCCUUAAAAGAAAUCCUAUUGUGAGUAAAAAUAAAUUAUUUGAGGAAAAAUAAUGAUCAGUAUUUUCAUUGUAUUGCCUCUUAUGUAGGAAUUGGAGCCAUUAUUAUAAGGACUAUAAAGGUGUUUUGGAUUGAGAAAAGUGUUUAGUUCUUUGUGAUAUCCGAUGCUGUCUGUGUGGAGUUUCUACAUUCUUCCUCAGACUGCAUGCCAUUUGCCUUCUUAACUAUUUGUUGGACCUGCCUGCUAGCUUUUUGUGAUUCACGCAGUAGAACACCUAGAUUCUUCUGCACUUCACUCACAAUGUCUCUCCAUGUAGAUAAUCUGCCUUUUGAUUUCUUUUACUGAAAUGCAUGAUGUCACAGUCCCCCACAUUAAACUCCAUUUGCCAGUCUUUUGCCCAUUCACUGAAUCUAUCUGUAUCUUGUUGCAGAAUCAGA